AUUUUCAAUACAUUUUUAUUUAUUGUUACUUUUGUGAGUUUCAAGUGAUUUCAGUGAGAAUUGUGGGUUUUUCCUUCUUUAACUGAGGGGUACCAACAAUUUUGUCCACAUGUGUAAUAUAGGACCACAAUGAAAAAAAAGAGGAAAAUCCAACCUUUAAUUCAAGUGCAUUUAUUCAGUGGGGGAAAAAAAAUCGCGUUAAGAAAUAAUUUUUUUACAUGUGCCACAAUAAUUAGCGCCACUGAUGUUAAUACUUUGUACAGCUGCCUUUUGCCAGCAAAACAGCACCUAAUCCUCUCCUAUAAUACAUUUUUCUAUAAUUUUCAGUGUGAGAGUUUGCUUCUGCAAUGAAAAUUGAAUUUAUUUUAAUGCCUUUAACACAUCUUAACCAGGGAUGCCAAUAAUUGUGGAGGGCACUGUACAUGCACACAGAAACAACAAACCUACUUGACUUGAAAAGCCAAAGAAAAGAAGCCAUAAGCAAGUUACAUUACCAUGAGUUACAGGAUGUUUUUUUCACAGUGGUGUCAUCAGUUUCUGAGCAACCAAGUUCAACCGGCUGCUUGAAAAACCAACUUAUUACAUUUUCAUGGUCAAAGUUAAUCAUGGAAAUUUACUGAGUACGCUGGGUAAUAUGAGUUCACAGCCACACAGUUAUACAGUAGUUUUGAAAUCAUAAAGAGCAUUUAAUUUAUAUCAGUUAAGUAUAACUGAUUGUUUUUUAUCCAGCAUUUGUAAUUCUAAUACCGCAUGUGAAACUGCUUUUAUGAAUUUCUUUCGAGCUUUGGGAUGAGCGAUGAGCUGAUUGGUUUUCAAUUAACAAACAUAUGAGCACAUUUUACAGUCAUUUAGUAAAUUCUGUGGUUGAAAUGAAUAAUUUGGAGCAAAUAUGACAAAGUUUUUUAAAGAUUUAAGGUUACAUAAAUAAAAAUCUGAAAUAAUCUGAUUUAAACAGCACAACAGUUUAUAUUGUUGAACAUGUCAUUAACACUUUAUUUUAAUGGCUUCUUUAUCAUUUGUACACCCAUAUAAACAUUUAUUAAAUGAGUUACAGCACUAGAAUGUGGUUGUACUUAAACAUCUUCAGGUGUUAAUUAAUUUACAGUAUUUGUCAACAAUUACAACCUUUACCAUGAAGACUUGAAAGCAUUUUUUAAAUUAUAUCAUCUUUAUUAUGUUCACAUUCCUGCCUCCACUUUAUCGAUCAAUACCCUCAGGUGGACAGUGUUUAUACAUGCGUUAUAAAUCUUUUCUUAAAUGUCUACAUACUGAUAAUAACUUCUAAAUUAGGGAGGAUUGAACUACAUGUUGCUGACUUCAUCACUCAGCUCUAAGUUCUUUGCAUGACAUGAGCUCUUAAUCGUUCCUUUCUCUGCUCACUCUUUUUUUCCCCGUUUUGUUUACAGUUUAGGGUUCAGCUCCAUUGAGUCCAGCAGCUGUUUUGAAAGGCAGUGCAGGUUCAGGCUAGCGCUGAUCUUCUGCUGCAGGACCCUCCCUCCCCAAACAGUGUCUCUCUCCUUCUCCAUGCUUUCAUCUCCCUCUGCUGCCCUGCCCCAACCCCCUCUUGAUCACAUCUACUCCCGUCUUCCACCUUACACCCCCCUUACACCCACCCUCAUACCCAUCCCCAAGCAUGGCCUGCUGCUGGUUCACAAUCUAAAUUUAAACUUUAGCAGGGCCAACUGCUCCUCCAGCCACUCUGGGCUCCUGUUUUUCCCCCUGCCGAGGUGGACUUUUUCUGUCAGAGGCCCUCAGCCAGGAGCAGAGGCCUGUAGGGGACGGAGUCAGAGGGAGAAGAGGGGAGAGAACGGGCGGCGGGGGACCCCACGCUGGAUAACCAAGAGGCCUUCACAAAGCGGAGUUCUACUGCACCCGAGUUUGGGAUUUUACGGUGAAACGUCACAUUUCUGUGGGAUUGGGAGCUCGUCUCAGGUGGAGGCAUCACGAUGGCGGCCAACGCAGAUGCGGCCAAGCCGGUCAUCAUGAACGAAGAGGAGCUGAAGAGGAAGCAGAGGGAGAAGCUGAAGAAGUUACAGGCCACGGGAGGAAACCCUCGACCCGCAAGAUCCCUCUUCCUCUUCACCCUCAAAAACCCCUUCCGCAAGGCCUGCAUCAACAUUGUGGAGUGGAAAACCUUUGAAAUCAUCAUCUUAUUAACCAUCUUUGCAAACUGUGUGGCUUUGGCUGUGUUCCUGCCGAUGCCUGAAGAAGACAGCAAUAACACCAACGCGAGUUUGGAAAGUCUGGAGUAUAUUUUCCUGAUCAUCUUCACGUUGGAGUGCUUCUUGAAGAUAGUAGCGUAUGGUUUCGUGUUCCAUGAAGGAGCCUAUUUACGGAACUGCUGGAACAUAUUGGACUUUGUCAUCGUCUUCAUGGGUCUGUUCACCUUUGCUUUGGAUACCAUAAACAAGAUAGCAGGAGUGCCCUUGGAGAAGGGUGGAGGGUUUGACAUGAAGGCGCUGAGAGCCUUCAGAGUCCUGCGACCCCUUCGUCUUGUUUCUGGAGUCCCCAGUCUACAGGUGGUGAUGAACUCCAUCCUCAAAGCCAUGCUGCCUCUGCUGCACAUCGCCCUGCUGGUCUUCUUACUGGUCACUAUCUAUGCCAUCAUGGGUCUGGAGCUGUUUAAGUGCAAAAUGCAUAAGACCUGCUAUUACACUGACACAAACAUCUAUGCCACUGCAGAAGGUGAGCUGCCAGCUCCCUGCGCUCAGGCUGGUAACGGACGCCGCUGCAUAAUCAACGGCUCUGAGUGCCGGCCUGGAUGGGAAGGUCCAAACAACGGCAUCACCCACUUUGAUAACAUCGGCUUUGCCAUGCUGACCGUCUACCAGUGUAUCACCAUGGAGGGAUGGACCAAAGUGCUCUACUGGGUUAAUGAUGCCAUAGGAAAUGAAUGGCCGUGGCUCUAUUUUGUACCUCUCAUUCUGUUGGGCUCCUUCUUUGUGCUCAAUCUGGUUCUUGGUGUGCUCAGUGGAGAGUUCACCAAAGAGCGAGAGAAGGCCAGGUCACGUGGAGAAUACCAGAAGCUGCGAGAGCGUCAGCAGCUGGAUGAGGACCUUCAUGGCUACAUGGAGUGGAUCACUCACGCUGAAGUCCUGGAUGCUGACAGAGAAGGCAAAGGUCUCCUGCCUUUGACCAGUGGAGAUUCAGACACAGACAGUCUUUAUGACCUGGAAGGCAAAAGUCGAAUUAUCUACUACUACCGCCUGGGCCGCCGCUGGAACCGUUUCUUUAGGAUGAAGUGCCUGGUGUAUGUGAAAACCAAGACCUUCUACUGGGUGGUGAUGUUCCUCGUCUUCCUCAACACUCUGACCAUAGCCACAGAGCACCACCACCAGUCUGUCCAGCUGACCGCCCUGCAAGAUGUGGCCAGUCGUGUGCUGCUGGUGCUGUUUGUCAUCGAGAUGUUUGUGAAGAUGUAUGCCCUGGGACCGAGAGCAUAUUUCAUGUCUCUGUUUAACCGUUUCGACUUCUUUGUGGUGCUCUGCGGCAUCCUGGAGAUGAUCCUGCUGUCUGCGGGGGCUGUGACUCCUUUAGGUUUCUCUGUUCUCAGGUGUAUCCGGCUGCUGAGGAUUCUCAAAGUCACCAAGUACUGGAAGUCUCUAAGCAAUCUUGUGGCCUCCCUCCUCAACUCCGUUCGCUCCAUCGCCUCCCUGCUCCUCCUCCUCUUCCUCUUCAUCGUCAUCUUCUCACUCCUGGGCAUGCAAGUGUUUGGGGGGAAAUUCAACUUCGACGACCACCGACCCAGACGUAGCAACUUUGACAACUUCCCUCAAGCCUUGAUUAGCGUGUUUCAGAUCCUCACAGGAGAGGACUGGACCAGCAUCAUGUAUAAUGGCAUCAUGGCCUACGGAGGGCCUGUGAUCCCCGGCAUCCUCGUUUCCAUCUACUUUAUUGUCCUGUUUGUUUGUGGAAACUAUAUCCUCCUCAACGUAUUCUUGGCCAUCGCCGUUGACAACCUGGCAGAAGCUGAGAGUCUGACUUCAGCUCAGAAAGAAAAGGCAGAAGAGAAGAUGAGGAGGAAGCUACUGAGGUCCAAAAUGCCUGAGAAGACUGAUGAGGAGAGAGAGAGGAUAGCUAAGAAACUGGCAGAGCAGAGAGCCAAGAUGGAGGGCAUGCCCACCACAGCCAAGCUUAAAAUCGAUGAAUUUGAGUCCAAUGUCAAUGAAGUGAAAGAUCCCUUUCCACCUGCUGACUUCCCCGGUGAUGAUGAGGAGGAAGAGCCUGAAAUCCCCAUCAGCCCUCGGCCCCGACCGAUGGCCGACCUGCAGCUGAAGGAAGAGGCAGUUCCUUUGCCUGAAGCCAGCUCCUUUUUCAUUUUUGGUCCUCAGAACAAGUUCCGUAAGCUGUGCUACAAGAUCAUCAAUGCUUCGUCCUUCACCAACUUAAUCCUCCUGUUCAUCCUGCUGUCCUCCAUCUCACUGGCAGCUGAGGAUCCCAUUGAUCCAAAAUCCUACAGAAACCAGAUCUUGGCCUACGCUGACAUUGUCUUCACCACCGUGUUCACCAUUGAGAUUGUGCUGAAGAUGACCGUGUACGGAGCAUUUAUGCACGAAGGCUCUUUCUGCCGUAACUCUUUUAACAUCCUGGAUCUGAUUGUGGUCACAGUGUCUCUCCUGUCUAUGGGGAUGGAGUCCAGUGCCAUUUCUGUGGUGAAGAUUCUCAGGGUGUUGAGGGUGCUGAGGCCUCUCAGAGCCAUCAACAGAGCCAAAGGCCUGAAGCAUGUAGUUCAGUGCGUGUUUGUGGCCAUCAAAACAAUCGGCAACAUCGUCCUGGUCACCAUGCUGCUGAACUUCUUGUUCGCCUGCAUCGGAGUCCAGCUCUUUAAGGGUAAAUUCUACAGCUGCACAGACCCGUCCAAAAUGACUGAGGAGGAAUGCCAGGGAUUCUUCUGGAAGCACAUGGAAAAUUCCCUACAAGACACAGUGCUGGCGAAAAGAGAAUGGCUCAACAGCGACUUCAACUUUGACAACGUGCUCUAUGGGAUGUUGGCUCUGUUCACUGUUUCCACGUUUGAGGGCUGGCCAAAGCUCCUGUACAGGGCCAUAGAUUCAGACGAAGAAGAUAUGGGUCCGGUGUUCAACAACCGAGUCGACGUGUCGAUCUUCUUCAUCAUCUACAUCAUCCUCAUAGCCUUCUUCAUGAUGAACAUCUUUGUGGGCUUCGUGAUUGUCACCUUCCAGGAGCAGGGCGAAGAGGAGUAUAAGAACUGUGAGCUGGACAAGAACCAGCGUCAGUGUGUGCAGUACGCUCUAAAGGCUCGUCCUCUGAGGUGCUACAUCCCCAAAAAUCCCUACCAGUACAGGGUCUGGUACAUUGUCACCUCCUGCUACUUUGAGUACCUAAUGUUCUUCCUAAUUAUGCUCAACACCUUGUGUCUGGGGAUGCAGCACUGUAAACAGUCGGACCAUGUUACCAAGCUGUCGGACACUCUCAACUUGAUCUUCACCGUGCUCUUCACUGUGGAGAUGAUUCUCAAGCUCAUGGCCUUCAAAGCGAGGGGCUACUUCGGAGACCCUUGGAAUGUGUUUGACUUCAUCAUCGUCAUUGGUAGCGUCGUUGAUGUCAUCCUGAGUGAAGUCGAUACUGCCCUGGCCUCCAGUGGAGGACUGUACUGUCUCCAUGGCUGUGCUGAAACGAAUCCGAUGCAACUCAUUGCGGCCUCUGAAAACGCCUCGGUUUCCAUCACGUUCUUCCGACUCUUCCGUGUUAUGCGUCUGGUCAAACUGCUGAACCGCUCAGAGGGCAUCCGUAAUCUCCUGUGGACCUUCAUCAAGUCUUUCCAGGCCCUCCCUCACGUAGCUCUGCUCAUUGUGAUGCUCUUCUUCAUCUACGCUGUCAUUGGGAUGCAGAUUUUUGGAAAGAUAGCCUUAGUGGACGGCACCCAAAUCAACCGCAACAACAACUUCCAGACAUUCCCUCAGGCUGUUCUGAUGUUAUUCCGAUGUGCUACUGGAGAGGCCUGGCAGGAGGUCAUGAUGGCUUCAAUGUAUGGGAAGAAGUGUGACCCCAAGUCAGACUUCCUGCCAGGAGAAGAGUACACCUGCGGGUCCAACUUCGCUGUCUUCUACUUCCUCAGCUUUUACUGUCUCUGUGCCUUCCUGAUCCUCAACCUGUUUGUCGCUGUUAUCAUGGACAACUUUGACUAUCUGACCCGUGAUUGGUCUCUUCUUGGUCCACAUCAUCUGGAUGAGUUUAAGAAGAUCUGGGCUGAAUAUGACCCUGAAGCCACGGGGAGAAUCAAACAUCUGGAUGUGGUGACGCUGCUGCGACGCAUUCAGCCUCCACUGGGUUUUGGCAAAUUCUGUCCUCAUCGUGCUGCAUGCAAGCGUUUGGUUGGUAUGAACAUGCCUCUCAACAGUGAUGGCACCGUCACCUUCAACGCCACCCUGUUCGCUCUGGUCAGGACUGCACUGAAAAUCAAAACUGAAGGUAACUUUGAGCAGGCCAACGAGGAGCUGAGAGCCAUUAUCAAGCAAAUCUGGAAGCGCACCAGUAUGAAGCUGCUGGACCAGGUCAUCCCUCCAAUAGGAGAUGAUGAGGUGACUGUGGGGAAAUUCUAUGCCACCUUCCUGCUCCAAGACCAUUUCCGCAAGUUCUUGAAGCGUCAGGAGGAGUACUACGGCUACCGGCCCACAAAGAAGAGCGCCUCAGGCCCGGAGAUCCAGGCGGGGCUGAGGAGUAUAGAUGAAGAAGCAGCUCCAGAGAUGCACAGAGCCAUUUCAGGAGACCUGCAGAAUGAGGAAGAGAUGGACAGAGCUAUGGAGGAGGCUGGAGAAGAGGCCAUUUUCCAGCGUUCCCAUGGUCUGUUUGGUAACCGAGGGGACUCAUUCGCCGCUGAGCCUGAAAACGCUCAGGCCCAGCAGAUGGCCAGCCAGCGACCCCUUAAGUUCUCCGAGAGCCAACCUGAGUCUCCGCCAAACUCCUCUGCCUUGGUACCCACCACCGAAUUCUUCCCCACAACUGCACCAAAGAACAACACAAACAACAAUGCCUUUGCAGACUUUUCAUGUGAGAGAGAAGGCAGCCCAGAAGAGUUUUACAAUCCUUGUGAGGAUGAAUUGCCAGACAGCAGACGCUCUUGGAGCUUCACAGUGAGAACCGACAAAACGCAGUUCCCUUAUGAACCCGACUAUAGUGACAGUCAGAGUCAGAUCUCUCGCACCGCAGCCGACCAGCUGGUUCAGGAGGCUCUGGUAAAAGGCGGUCUCGUCUCUCAGGCCAGAGAUCCUGGCUUUGUGGCUGUAGCUAAGAGAGAGAUGGCCGAUGCCAUGCGGAUGCCCGUUGCUCACAUGGAGGGGAUGGCUCAGGGCAUCCUCAGUGAACGCUCCAGCAGCAGUGCUUCUGUCAAAAAGAGACGCCCCAUCCCUGUUCCUCCUGCUGCUCUCCCUGCUGCGGCAGUUCAGGAAACAGGCCGGCCAGAUCCGGCUGCGAGGAGAAAGAGACGUCCAAUUCCCAAGACUCCGUCCAUACAGGAGUCGGAGGCCGACUCUGAAGUGUAGAGGCUGCCAGUUGAGUUGAAACAGUUUCAUGUGUAUUUUUUUUUAACAGUAGUAGGUGGCUCCAUCUCACCUCACUUUGCCAAGCUUGUUGCCUCUUUGACAAUCUGUAUCUGUCAGCCUGGCUCAGGGCCUAAAGACAAGCUGGUUAAAAAUAUUGUGAAGUGUGAUUAUAAAGUUAACUGAGGAGAAACAAUACAUCUGAUGAUUAACAUCUGAUUCUUCAGAUUUAUUGAAUAAAAACACUAACUUAUGUCAGAGUAAACAGAUUGACGCAGUUCUUUCUUUGUAGCGUUUGUUGAGGUUAUCCAUUCCACAGAUUUAUGGGAAACCCUGUGAGUGAGCAGAGAGUCUUAUUGAGGCCUCACUGAGGAGGCAGAGGAGUGACCGGUGACUGAAAUGUCUGAAGUGGCUCGAUGGAUACAGAAAGAAAGCAGCUGUCUUUGUUGUGCUGCACUUUACUAAGGACAGAGGGAAAGGAACCAAUGAGUGUCUGCACUGGCCUGGAAAGGUUUAACUACAGUUUGAGGGUUCUGGUGCUGACUGUAAGUAGAAGGAUUGUUUUGUUUUUAAAGCAGCGUCCUCUGAUCGGUUAGGACUCGCUGUCUUUUAGACUUGUAAUGAUGAGGUUUACAAGGUUUUCUCCUCCUCACAAUUGCUGUAUGCAAUUGGUAUGAACAGAUUUUUAAGAGGAAACCUUUUUUUUUUUAACAUGAAGGUACAUUAAACAAUAAUAUUAUUAUCACGUGAUCUAGCUGUAGUAAAGUAUUUGUUAAAUUUAAAGCCGUAUUGUAGUCAAGCAGUGACUUUAAAUGACUCUGUUGCUACAGGUUUUAUGUGUUUUCCAUUCAUAUUUAUCUGUAAUCUCUCUGCAUCGCUUCAGUUUAGUACAGGGAAGGGUUCUUCAGCAUACCUGGAGUAUGGUUGAUUUAGCUUAAAAGUGCACUGAGGCUUCUUCUUUUAUUCAUUAUCGUGUAGGCAUAAUUAUUGCACUUGUUUAAAGUUUUGUGCAAACACUGACAGGCCUUCCUGAGGACUGUUUUUCUUUUUUACAUUAUCCUCUGACGUGCCUGUGCUUCGCUGUCACACCUACAGUAUGUAUCAAGGUUUUUCAGAUACUGCUAGUUUGAGUGGAGCGCACAAGUUCAUUCUCCUUCACUUCUGAAUCUGUGCCAUUAAGGUUGAUGUUACUUUGGUACUUUCACCAUUGGCAAAAGAAAUAAAUUGUUCAAAACAACAA
Molecule: messenger RNA, 8739 nt
Organism: Acanthochromis polyacanthus (spiny chromis)
Lineage: Eukaryota; Metazoa; Chordata; Actinopteri; Pomacentridae
Product: dihydropyridine-sensitive L-type skeletal muscle calcium channel subunit alpha-1
Exons: 45
Coding region: 1947-7502 (1851 amino acids)
Biological process (GO): calcium ion import across plasma membrane
Cellular component (GO): voltage-gated calcium channel complex; membrane
Molecular function (GO): calcium ion binding; high voltage-gated calcium channel activity
Source: RefSeq, a predicted model, not a curated record